CGUCUACCCUGGCCGUUUCCACGACCACGGGAGGGAGACCCUGUGAAAGACCGCCCACAAGACCCCCGCGCGCAGUCAUGAGCCCCGCCUCCCGCUGGUGUUUGGAGAGGGGCGGGACCUGGAGCGAGGCUGCUCCUUGACCUCGCCAUGUCAUCCCCCACCACGAGUUCCCUGGACACCCCUCUGCCUGGAAAUGGCCCCCCUCAGCCCAGCACCUCCUCCUCUUCACCCACCAUAAAAAAGGAGGGUCCUGAGCCAUGGCUCGAGGGUCCAGACCCUGAUGUCCCAAGCACUGAUGGGACUGGCUCUGCCUGCAUUGUGGUCAUUCUAGAGCAAGAGGAGGAGCCGGAGCGCAAGCGAAAGAAGGGCCCAGCUCCAAAGAUGCUGGGUCACGAGCUUUGCCGUGUGUGUGGGGACAAGGCCUCUGGUUUCCACUACAAUGUCCUCAGUUGCGAAGGCUGCAAGGGCUUCUUCCGGCGCAGUGUGGUCCAUGGUGGGGCUGGGCGCUACGCCUGCCGGGGGAGUGGCACCUGCCAGAUGGAUGCCUUCAUGAGGCGCAAGUGCCAGCUGUGCCGGCUCCGAAAGUGCAAGGAGGCGGGGAUGAGAGAGCAGUGUGUCCUCUCUGAAGAACAGAUCCGGAAGAAAAAGAUCCAGAAACAGCAGCAACAGCAGCAGCCGCCACCUGUGGAGCCCGCGGGCAGCAGCAGCUCAGCCUCUGGGUCUGCAGCCUCACCUGGCGGGUCCGAGGUGGGUGGUCAGGGCUCUGGGGAAGGCGAGAGUGUCCAGUUGACAGCAGCACAGGAACUAAUGAUCCAACAGUUGGUGGCCGCCCAGCUGCAGUGCAACAAACGUUCCUUCUCUGACCAGCCCAAAGUCACGCCCUGGCCCCUGGGUGCAGACCCCCAGUCUCGAGACGCACGCCAGCAGCGCUUCGCCCACUUCACGGAGCUGGCCAUCAUCUCAGUCCAGGAGAUUGUGGAUUUUGCCAAACAGGUGCCUGGCUUCCUGCAGCUGGGCCGUGAAGACCAGAUCGCCCUCCUGAAGGCAUCCACCAUUGAGAUCAUGCUGCUGGAGACCGCCAGGCGCUACAACCAUGAGACAGAAUGCAUCACCUUUCUGAAGGACUUCACCUACAGCAAGGAUGACUUCCACCGUGCAGGCCUACAGGUGGAGUUCAUCAACCCCAUCUUUGAAUUCUCGAGGGCUAUGAGGCGGUUGGGCCUGGACGACGCAGAGUACGCCCUGCUCAUCGCCAUCAACAUCUUCUCAGCUGACCGGCCCAACGUGCAGGAGCCAAGCCGCGUGGAGGAGCUGCAGCAGCCCUAUGUAGAGGCCCUGCUCUCCUACACACGCAUCAAGAGGCCGCAGGACCAGCUUCGAUUCCCACGCAUGCUGAUGAAGCUGGUGAGCCUGCGCACCCUGAGCUCCGUCCACUCCGAGCAGGUCUUUGCCCUGCGGCUUCAGGACAAGAAGCUGCCGCCUCUGCUCUCUGAGAUCUGGGACGUCCAUGAAUAAGGGCCUGCCACCCUGGCCCCCAGUCUCACCUGACUGACCACCCUGCAACAGAUGGAUGCUGUCACCUUUCCUCCUCCUGGGGCGGAAGGGGGCCAGGCCAGGCCUCAGCCUUCAGUAUGUGUCCCAGGUGGGGUCCUGGAGGACCCUCCCUGCCCUCCAAGUCUUCCAGGAGGGGUGAUGGGUCACAGGUCCUGACCUCUGACCCUUCCCAACUGUCCUCUCCCCCAGCUUACACCUCAAGCCCACCAUGCAGUGCACCUUGAACAGAGGGAGCUGGGGCUCAUGGCUCCCCACAGCCUGGGAGGCCAUAGGCCCCCCUCUUCCCCUGCUCCUUUUAUUUAAUAAAAACAAAACAAAAUCAAGGAAGUAUGAGUAGAAGUCAG
This is a messenger RNA of Castor canadensis (American beaver), 1898 nucleotides long. It is a transcript of the gene Nr1h2, whose product is annotated as nuclear receptor subfamily 1 group H member 2. Lineage: Eukaryota; Metazoa; Chordata; Mammalia; Rodentia; Castoridae. Gene Ontology annotation, molecular function: RNA polymerase II cis-regulatory region sequence-specific DNA binding; zinc ion binding; nuclear receptor activity. Gene Ontology annotation, cellular component: RNA polymerase II transcription regulator complex. The record is from RefSeq and is a predicted model, not a curated record. Gene Ontology annotation, biological process: cell differentiation; positive regulation of transcription by RNA polymerase II; negative regulation of transcription by RNA polymerase II.